Molecule: messenger RNA, 2811 nt
Organism: Closterium sp. Yama58-4
Lineage: Eukaryota; Viridiplantae; Streptophyta; Zygnematophyceae; Desmidiales; Closteriaceae
Source: the annotation of a GenBank genome assembly
AUGGUGCAUCUAACGGAGCUGCGGAUCGUGCUGCCCUUCACAUUGGACGAGUUCAAGCGCGGGCAGCGCUAUGCCAACUGGCGCACCAACGAGGAUGCCACGGAACCCGGCCAGGGCGGCACUCUGCUGUCAUCAACGCCAUACUACCACGAGCAGCAUGGGGAGGGCCUCUUCACGCACAGCCUCUUUCGCCUGGGCAACCGCCUCCCUGACUGGGUGAACCGGCUGGUGCCGCCAUCAGCGCUGGUGGUGGAUGAGAAGAGCUGGAUCAACUACCCCUACUUCCGCACCAUCAUCACCAUCCCCUUCUUUAGCAAGGUGCGUGUCGGCAUUAACCUCCCAUCCCCUCUCACCCUCAUGUCCAUCAUCGCCACCAGAACCCAACUCACCAUCCCCCCCCCAAUCCCUCUCUCCCCAGCUACGCAUGGAGAUAGAGACCAUUCACCUGCAGGACGGCGCCUCUCACCCCAACGUCCUGGAGCUCUCUUGUUCCCCCUCCUCUCACCCUUUUCAACGCCUACUCUCCCCCCCUCUUUCUCCCCUCCCCAGCUACGCAUGGAGAUCGAGACCAUUCACCUGCAGGACGACGGCUCGCACCCCAACGCCUUGGGAUUGUCGGCAGCAGAGCUGGCGUUACGGCGGGUGGACUGGAUGGACAUUGGCAGUGAGCCGGUGGCCAAACGGGAUUAUAAGGCGGAGCUGGACCCACUGCUGGUCAAGUCAAAGCUCACAGGGCGAGGUCCCCUAACCCCGGGGUGGCAGAAGAGGGAGCGACCACUCAUGUGUGCGUACAAGGUGGUGCGGGCGCUGGCAGAGUACUGGGGCGUGCAGAACAGCGCUGAGAAGCUGCUCAUCAACUCGCUCAGGCAGAUAUUCCUUCUAGCGCACAAGAACUGCUUCGGGCUCUUAGACCAAUGGUACCCGCUCUCCCUCGAGCAGAUCAUUGCAAUCACCGACAAGAACAAGCCACAAGUCCCCGUCCCAAAGCCCCUCCCUCCUCCCGAACCUGCUGCCGAGCCUGUUCCAAGACCUGCUGCCGAACCUGGAGCUCGUAGCAAGAGGGAGGGGAUGAUAGCGGGCAGUGUGGAAGAGGGGCGGAGGGAUGGGCUGCUGACGAGAGGGAGUGAGAGUGAGAGAGGUGAGGGGGAGGAGACGGAGGAUGAGUCAGAGGAGGAGGAAUCUGAAGAGGAGGAGGAGUGGGAUGAUGAAGUGGUGUUCUACGAGGCGCAGAUGCAAUGGGCAGCAGAGGAGGAACUGUACGGGGAGAAGAUACUUUCAGACCUGGGCCAUCCGCUCUUUCUCUGCUUGGAGCAACCUCCGCCCCUCUGCCCCCUCUGCUGUGCGCGCACACAGAAGCAGGGCGGGGGAGAGAGGUCAGCGGAAGCAGGCAGGGCAGCGCUGCUGCCGCGGCAGGAGUCUGCACCGGCUGUGUUCUGUGUGUCGUGUGGCGAGUUCUUCUGCCCCCGCUGCUUCCAUGAGUUCCACAUCACGCCUCGCUUGCAGCAGCAUGCCACACAUCCCGUGGCUCCUUCCCAGAAGUUUCCUUCCGCCGCCACUGCUGCUGACGCACAGAACGGCUACUCCUCUCCACUCAAUCAGAGUCCACCACCAUCUCAGCCGUCCAUCUCUGCGCGGCACUCUGACUCCUCCCUCACCCACGUUGACUUCUCCGUGCCACCACAGCAAGAGCAGCAGAACCACCACCGGCCGCACCACCGCUACGAGCAGCAGCCAUCCUCUCUGCCUGCAACCACCACUCGCUCCUUCUCCUGGAAGGGUCCCAGAGCCUUCUCUCGCUCCGCCUCCUCCCCUGCCAUCUCCCACACCGCUGCUGCUCCUCCCACUCCUACUGCUGCCACGACCAAUCCCCCCUGGUCCUCUGCUGCCAGUCUUCCUGCCAGCUAUGCAAGGGCAGCAGCUGCUGUUGCUGGCGUGGCUCCUCUCCUGCCUGAGAAUGAUGCUCUCGUGGGUGACUCUGCACCUGUUGAUGCUGCUGUGACUGUCACAAACAGGGAGAAUUUGACUGUUAUGAAGGAGGGAGAUGUGACUGUAGCGGAUGUGCAAGUGGUUCUGGAUUAUCUGGCAUCGGAGGCAGGCACGGCUCAUCGACACAAGCUCCAGCGGUUCAGGAUCCUAUCAGAGCUGCUGGCAGACGUGCAGCCACAGCAGCUGGGACACUCAGAGCGACUGGCCUUCUGGAUCAACGUGUACAACGCGCUUGCCAUGCAUGCGUACCUCGUGUAUGGCCAGCCGCGCAGCCACUACAAGCGAGUCAUGUUCAUGCACAAGUCGGCAUACAUCAUUGCCGGCCUGCCCUUCUCCAUCCUCGCUAUAGAGCACUGCAUUCUAAGGGCCGCUUCCUUUCAACCAGCACUGGCGGGUCUGCUGCCAGUGCAGCGCUACAGGCGGGGGGACGUGCGCUACAGUCUGGCUCUGGACCGGCCUGAGCCUCUUGUCACCUUUGCUCUCAGCUGUGGCUGCGCCUCCGCUCCCCCUGUCCGAGUGUACCACCCUGACAUUAUUCACGAGCAACUGAAAGCAGGUGCCCAGGAAUACAUUCGGGCAAACGUUAAGCUGCAUCCGGGCAGUGGGAAAAUUCUGCUGCCCAAGCUCCUGCACUGGUACAGCAAGGAUUUCGCAAGGAACGCAGUGGGGCUGCUGCAGUGGGCAGCUGAGCAAAUGGAAGACGGGCAGAAGCAAAACAUUUUGCAGGCUAUGGGUGCUGCUGGAGCUUCCAAGAAGGUUCGGCUGGGGAGGGUUCCUGUGCAGGUUCUAGCAUAUGAUUGGACCUUCCAAUAUCUGCUGGCGUGA